GACAGGCGGAGCCCUGGCGAGAACUGACGUCAUUGUCCUGCGACUCCAAAUUAACGUCUGUGGGAAAGCCGGGCUGUCCUGAGUGGGAGUGGCACCGAGCUGCAGGGUAUCUUAAAAAGAAUAUUUUAAAAAUGACCACACCAAACAAGACACCUCCUGGUGCUGACCCUAAGCAGUUGGAAAGGACUGGAACAGUACGGGAAAUUGGGUCACAAGCUGUUUGGUCACUCUCAUCGUGCAAACCAGGAUUUGGAGUGGAUCAGUUACGAGAUGACAAUCUUGAAACUUACUGGCAAUCAGAUGGCUCCCAGCCUCAUUUAGUAAACAUCCAAUUCAGAAGAAAAACAACAGUGAAGACAUUAUGUAUUUAUGCAGACUACAAAUCUGAUGAAAGCUAUACUCCAAGCAAGAUCUCGGUCAGAGUAGGAAAUAAUUUUCACAAUCUUCAAGAAAUUCGGGAGUUUGGAAAAAGCUUGGUUGGCCAUUUCUGUCUUGGAGUCUCUCAUGCAGUUACAGUCCUAUGUCAGCAACUUGAAUUGGUGGAACCAAGUGGCUGGAUUCACGUUCCCUUAACUGAUAAUCAUAAGAAGCCCACUCGCACAUUCAUGAUACAGAUUGCUGUUCUAGCCAAUCACCAAAAUGGAAGAGACACCCACAUGAGGCAAAUUAAAAUAUACACACCAGUGGAAGAGAGCUCCAUUGGCAAAUUUCCUAGAUGUACAACUAUUGAUUUCAUGAUGUAUCGUUCAAUAAGGUGACCUUAACACAGAACAAAAGUCAUUAAACGUACCUUUGUUUUAUCUUGUCAGUAAAUAUUAUAUCUGGAAUCUUUAUUGAAAAAACAUCAGUUAUUUUGCAAUUUUGUAUGCAUUGGAGGGUAUUUUAUUGUAACUUUAACAAAUAAAUUUUGGGUCAUACUAUUUUUAUUUUCUUUAACAUAUAAUAAAGCUCACAUAUUUUACAUUAUUAAAAAAGUAUUUGAAGCCCCUCAUUAAAUUUUUCAUUAUAUCAAAAGAAAAACAAAUGAACUGAGUAUUUUAAGAGAUACACCAUUUUUAAUAACCAAGUUAUUAUUUCAUAUAAUGGUCAUGUGUUAGAGUAAUGAUUUAUUGCAUGUUUGGGAACAGUACUAUGUUCUAUCAAUUAAUAGGCCAAAAUUAUUCUUUUUUUUCCCCUCUCUCUAGAGGAAGCUUAUUCUUUUAAUACUGGGCCUUUUAAAAAAAUAGUGUCAAAAUAGGCUUAGCAUUAGAUAUCUGAUGAGAACCAUUCUGAUUUGGGGAAUAUAGUUAAUUGUGUCAUAAUUACUUCCAUGAAAUACUUUUAAUCCCAGGGUUCUCUAUAUCCCGAUAUUGUGUCAGAGAUUGCCAGUGUCAUCUAUUUAUUCUAAUGCUAGUGCCGCUUAUAGUAGACGUUUUUUUUUAAAUUUGUGUCUGACACAGAAGCAUUCUCUGAGGGAUGAUAAUAUGUCUCAUAAAAAUUUUUAAAAUGUAUAAAAUUGUUCUUUGUAUAUGAAAAUAUUUUAAAGGAGCUUAAACAUGUUUUCUUUCCAUGGUUUAAAAUGAGUAGAUUUGAUUCUGUGUGGUUUUUCUUUUUUUCCCCCUAUAUCUACUACUUUUUAGGAGGAUGGUUAUUUAGCCACAGAACUUAUCCAGAUUGGCUCUUAUGUUUAGGAAAGAUUCCUGGGUGGUUCUUGCAUUGCUUGGUAGACUGAAGUCUUGAAUAGCAAAGUUUUAGAUUUUCUUUUUUUUUUUUUUUUUUUUACUUGAAGUAUACUUAACAUAUAGUGUUCUAUUUGUUUCAGGGUGUAUAACAGUGAUUUGACAAUUCUAUACAUUAUGCAAUGCUUACCACAAUAAGUAUAGUUACCAUCUGUCACUAUACAAAGUUGUGCAGUAUUAUUGAUUAUAUUUUCUAUGCUGUACCUUUCCAUCUCCAUGACUUAUUUAUUUUAGAACUGAAAGUCUGUACCUCUUAAUCCCCUUCACCUAUUUUACUCAUCCUCCUUAUCCCCUCCCCCAUAGCAACCACCAAUUCUCUAUAUCUAAGAGUUUGUUUUAUUUUUUAGACUACACAUAUAAGUGAAAUCAGAUGGUAUUUGCCUUUCUCUAUUUGACUUCCUUCACUUAGCAUUAUAGCCUCUAAGUCCCUCCAUGUUGUAAAUGGCAAGAUCUCAUUCUUUUUUGUGGCUGAGUAAUAUUCCAUUGUGUAUGUAUUUAUAUAGUACAUCUUCUUUACCUAUUCAUCUACUGAUGGACACUUGGGUUGCUCCCAUAUCUUGGCUAUUGUAAAUAAUGCAGCAAUAAACAUAGAGGUGCAUAUA
Molecule: messenger RNA, 2320 nt
Organism: Neofelis nebulosa (Clouded leopard)
Lineage: Eukaryota; Metazoa; Chordata; Mammalia; Carnivora; Felidae
Gene: ANAPC10
Product: anaphase promoting complex subunit 10
Exons: 6
Coding region: 132-758 (208 amino acids)
Biological process (GO): anaphase-promoting complex-dependent catabolic process; protein K11-linked ubiquitination
Cellular component (GO): anaphase-promoting complex
Source: RefSeq, a predicted model, not a curated record